Medioppia subpectinata is the source of this 1471-nucleotide messenger RNA. NCBI's taxonomy places the organism in Eukaryota, Metazoa, Arthropoda, Arachnida, Sarcoptiformes, Oppiidae. The record is from the annotation of a GenBank genome assembly.
CCACUCCACACAUCUUUUUAUCUUUUUUCUGAUGAAAAGUUUGCGUAAAAAAUAACGACUACUCUAUAGUUGUGUGUCGUUUAUGCGAUACACAGACCUUAUCACUCGUGUCUAUCGUAAGUUAUAUAUCAACCCAUAAUAACUUGAUUACUGGUCCGAAGCGAUGGGCAAUUCUCAGGGCACUUCCCGGUCUUCCAUAGCGUCAGUCGACGGCGCGAUAUUAGCCGAAGCGCAUGGAAUUGUGACCGAUAUGUUGACUGACUCUCAAUUACCGCCUCAUAUCACAAGUGGAUUAAGAGCUUUGGCCUCAUUGUUAUCUCCUCCGAGCCUAGCGUCGAGUCCCCGCACAAAACCGGCCGGAAUUAGUAUAGCAUUAGUUGACUUCAAUAAUUCCGGUUCCGAUUCUGAAGAAAAUCCAUACAUUGGAGAAAGAACUUCAAAUAUACCAAAGAGAGGAAAACGGAACCUUCCUCCAAGUUUUCUCCGCCGUAUGUCAACGAGCACUUGGACCACAACCACAUCAGCCACUGGUAUGCCUACUCUUGAACCCGAGCCCUCCAGAAAGAGGAGCACAAGCUUUAGAAACUUACAAAGUCCUGUCAGUAUCAACGCACCCUCUUUGCCCAGUCCGGUGGCAAUGCCUUUGAAGGGACGGUCGUACUCGACGACAGCCCUUCCGAUCGGAACGUUAGCCGCUCUACAACACAGUCGCGAGAGACAAGACAAACACUUUUUAUAUUCAGUGACUAUUAGUGACAACACGUAUAACAAUAGAAGACAACAAUUAGAAGCGGAUCGCGAGUCGGAGGCCGACAACGAGAACACUGAAGACGAGGCCAAUGACAGCAUUCGCCUAAAGAAUACAAUUCUCAAUACACAACAGAAACAGUUUUAUCCGCGCCUUAACCUCACCUCAGACUACGACAGCAGUAAUGACUCCCCGAGUGGUAGCGAUGCGACGCUCGACGACAGCACUAGUAUUGACACCAAUUCACGAUUCAUAUCAUCCAAGAAAAGUGCUGCCAAUGAAAAGUCAAUCGCCAUUAAAGAUGACGACAAUUACCGAAUCAAUAAAUGCAUUCUUUGUGGUAAUCAAACAAAAACUAAUGUAUUGACAGAUAAGUCACCAGUGCUACAGCAAAAUUGGCCCUUUUGCGAACCCCCGCCUCCCGUCAUACCCCAGUUGGACAUUCAGGGCAGGUAUAUAGUGAGUGGUAUGCUCUAUGAUCUAGAUGAACUGGCAACUGAUCCACUGCUCUGCCGAAUACACGAAUGGGAUUAUCCCAUCUUUGAUUUGAUGUCAAAAACAGGUGACGCUAUACUCAGCAAAAUGACAUAUCAUGUCUUCUUAGAGGCCGGCCUUUUGGAAGCCUUCAAAAUACCGAUUCCCGAGUUUCUCAACUAUUUUAGAGCUUUGGAAAAGGGAUACCGGAAUAAGCCGUGUAUGUAUCCAUCCUUUCCAUCUCAUUAA